AUGGACGAGGAAGGUGAAAUGGUCAAGCAUUCUUGCAGCAAGCUUCCCAAUCCAGCCUGGGUGAGGAUCAAGCAUGGCAAGUAUAAGGGCGACAUAGCUCAAGUCUUCAAUUCUGAUUUGCCAAAUGAUCUGGUUGCGGUCUUGGUUCCCCUAAGAGAUUUCCCAUACCCCAUGUCUCGGGGAUCUCGAUCUCUACUCGACCCAUCCCGCCUUCCAAACAGGGACGCGGUCUCCAACAUCAAUCACGGUGACGAAGUUAUAGGCUGCAAGUACAAAGGAGAAAGAUACUACAUGGGCCUCCUACUUCACAACUUCCACCACGAUCACCUAGAACGUGUUGUCUGCCCUCACAUUAACGACAUUGAACUCCAUUUGCGAUCCGGAUGGGACAAGUCAUUCCUCGAGAGCACUGUGGUUGCGUUUUCAAUGCAGUUCUUGCACGCAGGUGAUUGGGCCAGGAUCAUCAAAGGAGAUCUUAGUUCAGAAGUCGGGAAGGUCACCUCAACUGACCAUACUGUCGGUUCUGCCACCUUGGAUUUGAACUUGAGUGGACACUGA
Suillus subalutaceus is the source of this 558-nucleotide messenger RNA. RefSeq lists its product as uncharacterized. Lineage: Eukaryota; Fungi; Basidiomycota; Agaricomycetes; Boletales; Suillaceae. The record is from RefSeq and is a predicted model, not a curated record. The transcript has a single exon. Bases 1 to 558 code for a protein of 185 amino acids.